AUGCCGCGUCGCGUGUUGCACGGCCUUCGGGGGAUGCCGUCAGGGCUCCCCGCGCCAUUGCGCGGCCAUUUCCGGCGGCGUACGGAUGCCGCAAACGGCAACAUAAAACGCGGAUAUUCAAGCGUUGAAAGCACGAUGAAACGGGGAAAAAAAAAAAUCAUCGAUGACCAUGGCUCUGAUACCAAUUGAUAGAAACGAAAUUGCAGAAGCGUACCGCCAGAAUCCAUGAGACGGGAUGGCCUUCUGCUUCAGUCACCGGAGAAUUUCUCCACUGACAGAUGGCGACCUUGAGGACUCCGACGAUGAUGAAGCAGGGACCAAACCCUUGAAUUUAUAGCCUCGAAAAGAGGCUCGACGGUUUCAAUCCCUUCCAUCAAAGGAUUGAAACCGUCGGACGAUUUCAAUCCCUUCCAUCAAUGGAUUGAAACCGUCGACCAGAUUCUACACGAUUUUUCUCCAUACUCCAUUCCAUAACGCCUCAUAACGGCUGUUGCAAUAACCAUUAUGCACAAUAAUGGUAUGUACAACCCACAAAACGGAAAUAUCCAACAUUAUAUUGUUAUCUAUAUUUAGUAGAGGUUUGUUCAAAUUGAGAAUCAACUUGUUUCACUUGCAUUUUAGUAAAACCUAAGUACGCCAGCAUCCGCCGAAUCUCCUCCACACUGAUGUAUUCGAAGGAAUCCAAGCGCUUGGCGGAUAAGAGCUCCGUGAGGCACAACCUCCUCGCCUGCCGCCAGUACGGCCCGUACGGGGCCCAAGCGAUGUCCGAGUAGUUGUAGGUCGUGUACUUGCCCGCCGCCGUCCGCGGCCGCGAGGCGAAGACCAGGUCCUGCUUCUUCAAGAACUCCGUCGCCAUCUCCACCGACGACCCCACCACCACCCGCUGCGAUCCCAGGUAGAGCUGCAUGAUGGGACCGUAAUUCCGGAAGAGCUCGUGGAUGGACCUGUGCGGCAGCUCCCCGAUGAGGUGCAGGCUGCCGACGAUGGGCCACGGCCGGGGGCCCGGCGGCGGAGGAGGCCGCUUCUUCCGGUGGGACGCCAAGAGGACCAUCAAGAUGGCGGCGGAGGCCAGAAGCGCCGCCGUGUAGAGGGCCCAGGUGGGGAGAGUGCCUCCGUCCAUGGGCACCGCGGGGAAGUCGGAAUAGGGAGCUGGUAGCGUCGCUGGUGGUGGUGGUGGUGUGUGUGGUGA
Spirodela intermedia is the source of this 1189-nucleotide messenger RNA. Lineage: Eukaryota; Viridiplantae; Streptophyta; Magnoliopsida; Alismatales; Araceae. The record is from the annotation of a GenBank genome assembly.